This is a messenger RNA of Aaosphaeria arxii CBS 175.79, 1547 nucleotides long. RefSeq names its product SET domain-containing protein. NCBI's taxonomy places the organism in Eukaryota, Fungi, Ascomycota, Dothideomycetes, Pleosporales. The record is from RefSeq and is a predicted model, not a curated record. Gene Ontology annotation, molecular function: protein binding. The transcript has 2 exons. The coding region runs from base 258 to 1391 and encodes 377 amino acids.
UCGUCUGGUAUAUACAGCGGGAUGUAGAAAUUAAUCUAUGCGGCUAAUAACUGCCUACACAUGACGUGCAGAUCCCUGGACCAUCACAACCGAGAGCAAAACAACAAAAGGUGUUCACUUCUCGGAAACAUCGACCUUCUGUGAUAUCCAGACUUCGUCGCCCCCGGAAAUUGUGACGAUGUAUUUUCGACGACUUAGUUGAAUCGCAAUUGACUAACAAACCACCGGAAGCAGAUCCACUCCACGACCAAUUCACCAUGCCAUCACCAUCCAAACCCUCGCUCCUCUCCCUCUCUCUCCUCUUCUUUCUCCCUUCAACAAUCCUCGCGAGCAGCUCCUCCAACCUCGGCGCCGUCAACCCAGACGACCUCAUCGACCCUUCCACCGGCUACCUCAACCCCCAGGCCUACCUCUCCACGCACCCCAAACCCCCCUCUACCUCCUCCCACGCUCCCUGGACCACCCCACCCCUCUGCCACACCUCCGCCUCAAACUCCUCCCUAAAAUUCUGCACCUACACCUCCGCCCCCUCCUUCCUCAAUGGCCUCUCCCUCAUCACGACCCCCGCCCUCGCCGGGCUCGCAAUCCCCCACCUGGACGAACACCCCGUCCUCCAAUUCUUCCCUUCCGACGCGGAAGCCGAGGACUUCCUCGGCACCUCCCGCCCGUACGCCGUCGAGGAUAUCCCCGGCAAGGGGAAAGGCGUCGUGGCGACGCGCAGGAUCGCGCAGUACGAGACGUUCAUGGUCGACCAGGCGAACGUGGUCAUGGAUAAUCGCAUCGAGAAGGCGCUUACCGCCUCGCAGAGCCUCGAGUUGCUGCGCCGGGGGGUCGAUGGGUUACGGGAUCCCGGGCGGGUGAGGGGGUUGAGUGGGGAGCAUGCGGGGAGCAAACAGUCGAAGUCGAAGAUGGAGGGGGAGAAGGGGGAGGAGACGGUGGAUGAUAAGGACGAACACGUCAUGUUGACCAAUUCGUUCGGGACCGAGUUCGAGGGGGAGAACUUCAGGGCCGUGUUCCCGCUCGUGUCGAGGGUGAAUCAUGCUUGUGAUCCGAACUCAUUCGUAAUGUUCUCCGCGACCUCCCUCUCCAUCGCCCUCAAAUCCUACCGCCCCAUCCUGCCCGGCGAGGAAAUCACAAUCUCGUACGUGUAUCUCGGCACGCCGACGCCGCACCGGGCAUCCCAGCUCAAGAAGUGGGGGUUCGAGUGCGACUGUAGCCUGUGCUCGCGACCCAAGAAGGAGAUCGAAGAGUCGGAUGAGAGGAGGCGGAGGAUCCAGGAGGGGGAGAUGGAGUUUCAGAGGUUGUGGGAGCAGGAGAGGUAUCAGGCGGCGAUAGCGAAGGGGAAGGAGCUUGUGAAGUUGAUUGGGGAGGAGGGGUUGACGCCUAUGUGAGUUUGAUUGCGUUUCUUUGGAGUUUUAUCCUGGGGACUUUUGUUGUUGUUUCUGCACAAUCGUUCAAGCCCAUUCCCCAUUCCCCAAGGAAGAUGAUUGACGCAAAGGGCUGGCGAUACAGCAUCCUAUCCUCCAUGAACAUGCUCCCGGGCCAGA